Dunckerocampus dactyliophorus (ringed pipefish) is the source of this 3466-nucleotide messenger RNA. It is a transcript of the gene adam19b, whose product is annotated as ADAM metallopeptidase domain 19b. Gene Ontology annotation, molecular function: metalloendopeptidase activity. NCBI's taxonomy places the organism in Eukaryota, Metazoa, Chordata, Actinopteri, Syngnathiformes, Syngnathidae. The coding region runs from base 132 to 2789 and encodes 885 amino acids. The transcript has 23 exons. The record is from RefSeq and is a predicted model, not a curated record. Gene Ontology annotation, biological process: membrane protein ectodomain proteolysis.
UCCCUCGGAAGAGCAGCGGCUCUUUGCCAUGUCAGACCCACAGUGGAUGUGUCUGACGUGAAGGAUCCCCGAGCAGCGUGCACGUUGAUGUAUCUCCUAUUCAUAUUGACUGGGAGCUUCUCGUGUUUAGGAUGCGUCCUCCUCUUCUCCGUGGCGCGGCGUACUCGGUCUGCCUGCCCCUCCUAGCGCUCCUCCACUGGGCUCAGCCUGUCGUGCAAGGCGCUGUUUAUCACGGAGAAAAGAGUGCAGUGCACAGUUAUGACAUAACCUAUCCAAUAUGGUUGCAUCAUCACAGACACAGCAGGUCUGCCAACAGAGAGCACCCUGUGGAGACUCAAGUUGUCAUCUCGGCUGAAGGCCAGCAGCUGAAGCUGCACCUGCAGAGAAAUGAGCAGCUGUUGACCGCUGGAUAUCAAGAAAUAUGGUACACUCCAGAUGGAAGCCGCAGGUCCUCCUCCCCAGUCAACAUGAAUCACUGCUUGUACCAUGGAGAGGUUUUGGGUGUAGAAGGUUCCAGCGUCGCUGUCAGCACAUGCGCAGGACUCAGGGGAAUAAUUUCUCUAAACACAAGCGUCAGCUACCUCAUUGAGCCCCUUUCCGCGGCUACGCCUCAGCACGCUGUUUUCCGAGCCAAGAGUGUCACUCUACCUCCAAGUAACUGCCUGCAGCACCAAAACAAAGAGCUGGAAAACUUCCUCCAAGGGAUGACAUCACAACAAAGGAUAAGGGAAAGAAGAGAUGUGAGUCGGAAUAUGAAAUAUGUGGAACUGUUGCUGGUGGCAGACAAGGCUGAGUUCGACAAACAUGGGAGUAGUCUAGACAAGACCAAACUGAAAUUACUGGAAGCUGCCAAUUUAGUUGACAAGUACUACAAGGCUUUGAGCAUCCGUGUGGCAUUGAUUGGUCUGGAGGUGUGGACCAGCCAGGACAUGAUCACAGUCUCCGACAAUCCUCACAGCACGCUUGCAGCAUUCCUGUCCUGGAGACGCAAACAGCUCAACGUGCUUCCUAACGACAACGCUCAGCUUAUCACGGGACGGUCAUUCCAGGGUGCGACCAUCGGACUGGCACCUCUCAGAGCCAUGUGCUCUGAAUACCAAUCUGGUGGAGUAAACACAGACCACUCAGAGUCAGCUGUUGGCGUCGCUGCCACCAUGGCGCAUGAGAUGGGCCAUAACUUUGGUAUGAGUCAUGACAGCGUUGGAUGCUGCCAGGCCAAAGAUGAGGACGGGGGUUGCAUCAUGGCAGCUGCUACUGGACACCCUUUUCCACGUGUGUUUAAUGCUUGUAACAUGCGGGAGCUGAAGAGCUACCUGAACUCCGGAGGAGGCAAGUGUCUCUUCAAUGUACCAAACACCAGAUCCAUGUAUGGAGGGCAGCGUUGUGGCAAUGGCUACCUUGAGGACGGGGAGGAAUGUGACUGCGGCGAGGAGGAGGAGUGUACCAGCCCCUGCUGUAACGCAAACAAUUGCACUUUAAAAGCCGGAGCUGAGUGCGCCCAUGGUGUCUGCUGUCAUAACUGCAAGCUGAAGAGUCCCGGGGUGCUGUGUCGUGCCCCAUCAGGCCAGUGUGACCUGCCGGAGUACUGCGAUGGAAAGGCAGAGGCUUGUCCUGCCAACUUUUAUUUGGUGGAUGGGACAUCGUGUGCAGAUGGGGAGGCUUACUGUUACACGGGAAUGUGCCUCACACUGGAGCAACAGUGCCGGUCACUAUGGGGACAAGAUGGCCGUCCAGCUCCUGACGUGUGUUUUAAGAAGGUUAACGAAGCAGGGGACAUGUAUGGGAACUGUGGCAAAGAUGUCUUUGGGAAAUACAGGAGCUGUAAGGACAGAGAUGCUAAAUGCGGUAAGAUCCAGUGUUUAUCUUCAGCGUCCAAGCCAAUUGAGAGCAAUGCAGUGCGUAUCGAGACCACAGUGAGUGUGGGCAACAAUAGGGUGAAGUGUAUGGGGACACAUGUCUACAAGCCUGGGCAGAUUGAUGAGGAGGUGCAGGGAGACACUCUGGACCCAGGCCUCGUCAUAACGGGCACUAAAUGUGGCGAUGACUCGAUUUGCUUCAAUGGCGAAUGUCGCAAUGCAUCUUUCCUCAGGGCUGAUGACUGCCAUGCCAAAUGCAAUGGGCACGGGCUGUGUAACAACAACCACAACUGCCACUGUGAGAAUGGCUGGGCUCCUCCUUUGUGUGUCCAGUGGGGGGCUGGUGGGAGUGCGGACAGUGGACCUGUCAUCAAACACAGCAAUAUUCUUCCCGCCCUGCUGGUCCUUCCUCUGUUUAUUUUUGUCCUGUUGGCUGUUGGACUGUGGUGCUGCUACAAACAUAAACUCAAGUCACUUAAAAGCCCAGCUGCUCUACCUGUACCAAGUUGUUCGGUGCCAGUCGAAGCCAAAUCUCUGCACACUGACGGUCAUGGGAACGGUCACACCAACCCCACAUUCUUGCUAAAGAAGCAAGACACAGACCAACAGCGAAAGUCCCCUCCCCAUCUGAGACAGGCGCAUCCAACGCGCUCCAAACUUGCCAUCGUGCGUCCAACAGUGAAACCACCACCUGUCCCAAUCCAUAAACAUGAGCAGAGGCGAAAACAAGCACCUUCGCCACCCUCAGGACCUGCACCUUCACUUUCACCUUCUGAUCCCCGGCCAGAACCACCUAGCAGGCCUCCCCCAACUUGUCCUGUCAGCACACCGUCAGUGCAAGCAAGAGGCCAAAUCGUCACCGCCAAUGCAUUGCUGAAGGGAAAAGCUGCUUUGGCGCCAUCUGCUGGACAUAAAAAUGCAAACAGAUCUUAAAUCUCAGGGAGAUGUUGGGGACCAAUGCCACCACGUACGAAAAUGACACACUGUACUUGACACCCUGGACCUGUGGACUGCAUUUUAUUUACAUGGUGACUGCGGGGGAAAGAAAUGUGAAUUAUUUGAUGUGAAUGUCAGCUGUGAUGAAACAUUGUCUGCAAUAUUUAUUCCAAAGCAAAGAAAAAUGAAUGUUUACAUGAUCUAAUAAACGUGGUGCCUCUGAAAGAGCACCAGCUGUAAAUGGAUAUCUUAUAUUAAGAAAAUAUGCCAGUGCUGAAGUGCUUCUUAUGCUUCUUAUUUGUGGGUAAUACUGGAAUUUUAACUGCGCCUGCCUGUAUGGGCACCAGGCAGACACGAUAGGAAUAGAUGGCAGAAGUGUAGCAGAUGUCUUUUUUGAUAUUUUUUUUUAUUUACAGCAAAGAUUCCAGUAUAAUAAAUACACGAUAUCAUAUUUGUUUAAGUACAAUGGAUAUACUGUAUGUUCCUUUGUCUUGAUUUGUACAGUAUCAUUGAUAAUAAGCAUUGCAACAGGGAAACCUGUAUCAUGAAGGUACCAUUCAAGGUUUGGGAAGUAAUUGGUGUUAAAAGUAAUAUGGAAACACAGCUGCCAUAUUUUGUCUUCUCCAAAGAACUUCUAUGCAAACUCAGGCAUUGUAAUUUCAUCUCAUUUUCGA